AUGGUCGCCUGUAAAUUCUUCCAGCAGGGUCGCUGCAGAUAUGGCGAUUCCUGCAAAUUUGAACAUCCCGGCCGUACGACGGGCUUAUCAGGCAAUCGAUUUGGUGCCCUAUCUGGAGGGUUUGGGGGUCAAGAUUCACAAAAGCAACAGUCCAACUACAAUUUGAAACACGAUGAUAUCAAGGUGGACCUCACUCCCGGACAAGGUCGACCACAAUGGGUAUUCUCAUCGUACGCACCGCUUCGCGAUCUUCCGCGCCAGCUAUUUGGUGGCCCUCAACGAGAGCAAAGCAUGGAAGAGAUGCGCCUCCGUCACUACCAAGCUGUAGCUGCUGGUAAUCCAGCCCAGGCAAUCCAAGAGGCUGAAGCUUUGUACGAAGAGUCUGUGAAUCAGAUGAAUACCGCCCUGAAUGAUAUCAACGGUGCUAUUAAGUACAUCACUGAUGGCGCUAAUGAGCAUCCGAACCGAAUCGAUAUCACUGAGGGUAACACUGCCCCAGCUCCAAACCAAGCACCAGCAGCUGGCCAGAGUGCCUUUGGACAACCUGCCUUUGGACCACCAUCCGCUCCCAAUCAGGCCUCUAAUCAAUUUGGAGGUUCUUCCUCUGGCUGGGGACAGCCCUCACAGCCUGCACAACCCGCACAACCCACACAACCUGCAUUUGGCGCCCCAUCAGCUUUCGGUCAGCCUGCCACCCUCGGACAGAGCCAAGGCUCUGCGUUUGGACAACCAUCUACUCUUGGUCAAGGUUCCGCUUUUGGCCAACCAUCGUCACUGGGACAAGGCUCUGCGUUUGGACAACCCUCAACCGUCGGUGGUCAGAGUGCAUUUGGACAGCCAUCAACCGUCGGUGGUCAGGGUGGAUUCGGAAAACCAACCUUCGGUCAGUCAGGAUUCGCCCAGGCCGCCAACAAUAAGCCCGGCUUUGGACAACCAGCAUUUGGCCAGCCCUCAGCGCCAGCAGCACCAGCGGCACCUUUCGGUGCUGCCGCUACAGCUUCUCCCUUCGGUGCUGCUGCCAACCAACAAACCAACGCAUCCCCAUUCGGCCAAGUAGCUGCCCAGCAACCCGCUGCUACGUCUGGAUUCGGCCAACCAUCAGGAUCCGGAACCUUCGGUCAACCAUCUACAAAACCCUCACCAUUUGGUCAACCCCAACAGCCACAACCAGCUCAGCCAACUCCAUUCGGGCAGCCAUCCGCGCCCUCAGCCGGCAACGCAUUCGGGGCGCCAUCAAAACCUGCCGCUCCCUUUGGUCAACCCGCUGCAGCACAAGGGUUACCAGUAACCAAUGCUGAUGUUGGCCCACCCGCAUACCUGGCGAGUACAAAGCCUGGUGAAUUGACCCCCGUUCCAAGACUGCAGGGUGAAACCCGGCGCGAUCCUAACACUCAGCGUCUCACCAUGUGGAAAGGUCAGCGCGUACAAUAUGUCGAUGAUCAUCCAUGUUACAUACACCCCGAGGAUAACGAGACGCUUGUUCGUGUAAAUUUCCCCGACGGGGCCCCUGAACCUGGGACUUUCCGUGACUCUCAAGGAGAGCCCGAGGAGUAUACCCCCGAAAUCGAGGAGAUGUACAAGUUUUUCUUGGCCAACGGCCGCUUCAAGGACGAUAUCAUACCACCGGUGCCACCGAAGAAAGAGUGGAUCAGCUUUGAUUUCUAA
This is a messenger RNA of Penicillium malachiteum, 1665 nucleotides long. Its product is annotated as FG-nucleoporin nup42. The record is from RefSeq and is a predicted model, not a curated record. Gene Ontology annotation, molecular function: metal ion binding. NCBI's taxonomy places the organism in Eukaryota, Fungi, Ascomycota, Eurotiomycetes, Eurotiales, Aspergillaceae. Bases 1 to 1665 code for a protein of 554 amino acids. The transcript is spliced from 4 exons.